UGGACCUGUCAGUGUGGCGGCUAUCUUCCUGCUGCUGAGUGCAUUGCCUAUAGCUUCUACUUUGAAUGAGACAGCGACCGACACAGCGGACAGAAAUGCCGUAACAGCACAAACUUAACAAGCAAAAGAUUUACCGCGGGUAUAAAUAAGGUCUUGAUGUUUACCUGUAAUUAGUGGCAUAGGAUUUCCAUCGCCUGUGGGUCUGACCACAUCACUGUGACUUCACUCAUCACAUUUUACCACUUUUGGAGAAAACUUGUUUGUUGCAGCCUCCUUUGAACACAAGGCAAUCAUGAACACCCACAAGUCAGAUGUGCACACCAUCUCUCCGGAGCUGCCAGCGAUGUUUGAUGGCAUGAAGUUGGCGGCUGUGGCGACGGUACUCUACAUCAUCGUACGCUGCCUAAACCUCAAGAGCCCCACCGCGCCCCCUGACCUCACCUAUCAGGACACACCCCUCAACCACUUCCUGCUCAAGUCCUGUCCUCAGCUGACCAAAGAGUACAUUCCCCCCUUGCUAUGGGGCAAGAGCGGCCACCUCCAAACAGCCCUGUAUGGGAAACUGGGCCGGGUGAGCGCACCUCAUCCCAGUGGGAUCAGGAAGUACUUGCCUAUGCAGGAUGGGGCCACUGCGACCUUUGACCUCUUUGAGUCAAUGGGGGACCAUCGAACAGGAGAUGACAUCACGAUGGUGAUAUGUCCUGGUAUCGGUAACCACAGUGAGAAGCAUUAUAUCCGAACCUUUGUGGAUUACGCCCAGAAGGACGGUUACCGCUGUGCUGUGCUGAACCACCUCGGAGCUCUACCCAACAUUGAGCUUACCUCGCCACGCAUGUUUACUUAUGGGUGCACAUGGGAGUUUGCUGCCAUGGUGGGGUACAUCAAGCGGGCAUAUCCUCAGACCCGGCUCAUAGUGGUGGGCUUCAGUCUGGGUGGAAACAUUGUCUGUAAGUUCCUGGGUGAGAACAUUUCCAACCAGGAGAGAGUACUGUGCUGUGUCAGCGUCUGUCAAGGCUACAGUGCUUUCAGCGCCCAGGAAACAUUCCUACAGUGGGGUCAGUGCAGACGCUUCUAUAACUUUCUCAUGGCUGAUAACAUGAAGAAAAUUAUCCUCUCUCACAGACACAGUUUAUUUGGGGGAAACUCAGCCAAAAUAAUGGAUGCAGACCUCAGUCGGCUGUACACAGCAACAUCCCUCAUGCAGAUCGACGAUAACAUCAUGAGAAAAUUCCACGGCCACAGCUCUCUCAAAGAGUAUUAUGAGAAGGAGAGUUGCGUCCAUUACAUUCACAACGUAAACGUACCACUGCUGCUUGUAAACUCUGCAGAUGAUCCUCUGGUUCAUGACUCUCUGCUCAAGAUCCCUCGCACACUCGCAGAGAAGAAGCCAAACGUCAUCUUUGCCUUGACGCUACACGGCGGACACCUGGGCUUCUUCAAGGGUGCCGUGCUCUUCCCCAAGCCUCUCACCUGGAUGGACAAAGUGAUUGUGGGCUACGCCAACGCCAUAUGCCAGUGGGAGAAGCAGAAAGCGCCAUGCCAAAGUGACCCCCUGAGUGAGAGUUCCUGCGCACAGGAAAAAGCCUAAAACCUUUUCUUUGUCACUCCCUCACCCUAAACCACAAGACACCCAGCACCGAGGAGACACCUGAAACUGCUCGCUCUCUCUCCUCUGCCUUCUUCUUUGGUGCUGCUCACUGCUGCAGACCUCGUCUCCAUGCCUUCAGCGCAGGAACAACCAAGAGCAGAAACACUGUUUCUACAGGUGGAGAUGACCUUCUCGCUUGACCACAGAUGUGAGCACAUCCCCAGUAGAGUAGUAAACACAUUUUUCCAUUUAAGCCUUCUGAACCAAUGCAACAUCCAUGUGGUAUCUACUGUAGGUUAUCCUCAAAUAUAGUGGCCAUGUCUGAGACCUCAAAGAAUGGGGUUAAAAGAGUGUGUGACAACAUGAUCGGCAGGUGUGAUCCAGCUUCUCUUAUCUACCGUAGAAUGUAGAAAUUGUACUCAAAAAUGAAAUGCAGUGGAACCCGUUUAAUCAACCCCGUUUAUUUCGACAAAUCAUCCCAAGGCUUCAUGAUGCGACAGCGGAGCUGGCGUAUUGAUCCUGUUGCGGCUCUUUGGCGCUGAGUGCAUGACUUUUCUGGCAAAAUGCUAGGGGGCAGUGUUUUCCUACCUCUAGCGGACUAGCUAUUUAGUUUCCUGGGUAGUACUAGUGACCAAUUGCAACUAAAGAAACAUCCAGGUCGUUGCUGGAGUUGGAGCUAAUCAAUCAGUCACUUUUAUUGUACAUGUUGCUCCCAAACUGCUCAUACUUGUCAUAGAUUAUAGUCCCGGUCUCCGUUACAAAAAAAACUCCAAUUUAAACUACACACACACUUGCAGUUAUGUAGUGUAUUGUUAAACUAAUGUCAGGGGUCAUAUUUGAGCUGGACCACAUAUCUGUGGUGACGGAGUAAAAUGCAAUGUUUCCGAUGUCUUUCACUCAGUUAUGCAGUUCAGGAAUUGCUGUUUGUGACAUGUAUGUACGUUCUCCCAGGCCAUUCGUACUGUCUAACAUUUCUAACAUUUCCAGAAAUGUUGGCUUUUCAACCAUAUUGAAAGGUUGAAAGGAAAAGCCAGGGACACUGUCAGCACGCGCCAUUUUGCGUUGUUUCGUUUAUAUUCACUUUGCCAACCAAACGCCUCAGUAAGCUUUGACUGUCGGGACGAAGGCUCUGCUGCACCUCGGCUCCGGGGCUGUGGUAUUCGGCUUAGAAACCAUCGCUUUUGUGCCUUCAUUCAUAUUAGCGUUGGCUUGCUAACUUGCUGCUAGCACUCUGUUUGUAGAGUAUCCACUCACUAGUAGCCCCGCCUUCAUGUACUGGGACAAAGACGCUGAAUGGCCGACAGGAGGGUUCACUCUCUCUGUUCAUUCCACUAUAGAACCCAUGCACACUUGCAGAGUGAACCCACUUGUUAACCAGCCUAUGUGGUAAAGGGACAAGGAAAACAAACACAUAUACAUGCACAUGUCAAUUUAUCGAGGCCGGCAAAAUGAUCAACUUAAUUAUUUUUUUUUUUGUUCGAUUAAUCGAUGUAUCGAUUAUUGUGACAGGCCUAAUUAUGCAUGUGGCCUGCCUUAGUCGACGUCGGCAUACAUGCUCGACUGCUUUUGUUGACACAAAAUUUGAGACCCAAAGGGGGGCCAUUUCUAUGAAAAAUGAGUGUGUUUUUCCAAAAGCUGAUUUGUCGUUAUGUCAAAAUCAAUAAAAACAAACAUCAACAAAAAAGGGACUGCCACUUACCUUAAAGCUCCGGCACGAGACCAAAGCUCCUUUCUUCUACGCGGUAGACGUUCUUUCACCACCAUCUCUGCAACUAACAAACCACACUCGUUUGCACAAAUGGAGAAAAACGACGUUAACAAACAAAAUCCUUUAUUAUCACGCAUUCUGCUUAUGUCUCCAGCACAAGUCACAAAUAAAUGUGGAAGCAAUGGCCAGUUUUGGUUAUUUCCACUGCCAAACGGGUUCCACUGUAUGUACAAUCAGCCUGACAGGACUGGACUGGCAGAAGAAAGCAUAGUUGCGAGUGAGCAGAUUCCAUCCAUGCGCAUUCCCACAGUCACAUUCUAUCACUCUGAUGCCAUGCACUUGACACCCUCAUGAUCCCACCCCCCAUCAGCUGAUGCGGAGAGUAUUAUUCGUGUUUUUGCUUUCUGUGCAAGUGAGAAGACCACAUUGGAUGCAUGUUAAGGUAGCUGCGACGUUCCCCGUGUUGUCUCUUGUUGGUUUCGUGGCGCCCUCUUUCUCCUCUGGUUGCCUUUGACCGGCUGCAGCAUCAGUUGCGACGUAAACCCGCUGUCACGACCCUGUGUUGUUGUUGUCAUCAAAGUUGUAAAAGGCAGCCAAGAAUUGGAAAGCACAUAUUAUAUUUCAUAUUUAAUCGUGAAAGAGCUCAGCUGUGAGGCACGGUGGGUCGGAGGGACAUGUUAGUAAAUGCUUCACCAAAUGCUUAUUUUUAUGGAUUGUUGGAACGAUACUGGUGAUUGAUACUGUGGGAGUCUAAACUUUCCAGCGAGGGCCACAUAGUGGAAAAUGAAAGGGGCACUUUGAGAUUUUGUAAAGAUAUGCUAAGAAGUUAGAGAUAGUUUAAGAAAAAAACUGCAUCUCAGCUUUGAUAUUGGUGAAAAAGCCUAUUAUUACUAUGGACUUCCAUGUUAUGACUUAAAAGAAUUAAUUAUCACUUAAAAAAAACUCUAUGCUACUAAAUUAUUUUUCCUCAUAAUAUUACGAGUUUAUUCUUGCAAAGGAAAAAAAAUUCAGCUGUUUGUUUUUUUUUUUUUAAUUGAAUUUCAACUUCUUGUAAAUUUUCUUCUCAUAAUUAUGACUUUAUUUGCAUAACAUUUAACGUUUUUCCACAACCUGAUUUUCAAAAAAUUACAACUUUACUCAUUGUUGUUUGUUUUUCCUAAUAUUAUGACUUAAAAAACGAUUUAUCAUUCUUUAAUAUUUCAACUUUAUACUACUAUAUGCCCCAAUUUUUUCUCAUAAUAUUAUGACGUUAUUCCCGGACAAUUAUGACAUUUCCUCGUUAGAUUCUUUUAAUAUUUGGACUUUAUACUUGUUAAAUUAACACUUAUUUUUCCAUUUUUGCUGCUGCUGUUUUUUUUUUCUUGUUAAAUUAUAUUUUUAAUUGUGCUGCGAUGGCCAGCAGAAAAAAAAAAAAAAGCCGGUCUCACUUUGGACACCCCUGUUCUAAACUGUUGGUGUUCAUUAAAAAUGCAGUGAAUUACUCCAAUGAAACAAAGAUACGCUCAACAUAAAUAUCUGGACAUUUUCGCUCCCAUCUUUCAUGAGCUAAACACAACCAUGUCAAACUUUUUCUACGUAUUUCUCUCAAAGUUUGUUCACAAAUCUGCCUCAAUCUAAAUGAGUUAGUUGCUGAGAUAAUCCAUCCACCAUCUCAUAUCAAGGUGCUGAUCAGACUGCAUGAUUAUUGCCUGAGGCUGGCCACAAUAAAAGGCCACUCCAAAAUGUGCAGUUUUAUCACACAGCACAGUGUUCAUGUUUUUGUUGAGUGUAUAUUAUAAAGAUAUCAAUGCAGCAAUGAUUCAAGAGACAUGAAUCGUUGCCAAGGAUGGAAAAGUAACGGAAAUGAAUCUUUAGUUUCCCCAGUGAGCACUGUGAUGAGCGACAUGAUGAUGACAAUGAAAUGACAAGAUCGAACAAUAAAACCUGCUUUCAGUGACAUAUCAAGAGCACGCAAAUAUGCAAUUUGACUUUAAUCCAUUGCCAGUUAGACUGAAGAUGGAGCCUUGAAACUUGUCAACCGUUUGAGAUUAUACAGUACAUCCCCGCUUAGGUUUAGGGACCAUGCCGAAAAUAGUACACGGCGAGUAACUGAGGCGUUACUAAACACAUUUAAAGUAUAAAAUGCAAAGGUACUCACCACUAAAGAUGAUCCAUGAACAGAUGGAGUCGGUGUCACGGUGUAGAAGUUUCACUUUUACGUCUCUGCAACUAUGCUGCAUUCAAACCAUGAUCAGUGAAGCAUAAAGACAUGAACCUACAACGGAGUAUUAGGGCCACAUUGGGAAAAAAAACAUCUGAGAUUUGGAGAAUAAAGUUGUAAAUUUAUGUGACUAAAGUCAUGAAUUUACAAGGGAAAAAAAGUAGUAAAUUUGCGAGGAAAAAAGUCGUACAUUUGUAAGAAUAAAGUUGUAAACCUAGGAAAAAAAAAAGUCGUACAUUUAUGAAAUAAAGUCGUAAAUUUACGAGAAUAAAGUUGUAAUAUUACGAGUAUAAAGUUGUCAAUUUCCGAGAUUAAAAGUCAUAAAUUUACGAGAACAAAGUGGUAAUAUUACAUUUCAGAGGGAAAAUAGAGCAUAGCUCUUCAGGAAGGAAGGAAACUUUCCUCUUGCUUCAGGCAAGCUUUUAUUUAUAACGUGGCAGCAAAACAGCAGUUGAGCACAAACAGAUUAGCAUGGCUAGCUAGCCCUUCUCACUUCCGCCUUCCUUACCCCGCCCCCUCCACAUGCCCAAGGCCAAAGGUCACAUAAGUCAAUUUGUAAGUAAGUCAUUUUGCGACUUUAUUCUUGGUAGUUUACAAUUUUUUUUCUCUGAAAUAUACAACCUUUUUUUUUAUUCUCAAAGUCUCUGAUUUUUUUUUUUUUUCAAAGUGGCCCUAAUACUCGUAUAAACCCGUAAAAAUUGUGGGCUUUAUUUUUUUAUUAUUAUUAUUUUUUUAACAUAAAUGAUUACCAGCUGAUGGUGAAUGGUGAUUUUUAAAAACUGCCAAUUUUCGGAGAAAAAAAGUAAUUAUUUGACCAAAAUGCGGGGAUCCAUUGUAUACAGUGUUUGCGAGUAUAAACAGCUAGCAUUAUCUUUUUUGUUGUUUUAAGAGCUCAGUGGCAGUUGGUUCAUUUGGUACCGGGGCCUUCAGUGGGGACUUAACCGGACACACUUUUUCUUGGCAGACACUGUGAGGCCAUUAUUGUGAAAGAAUAAAAAUAAAAAAUAAUGCUUACUGUAUUGCCGUACAUUGCCAUUCACUCUGGCUGGGAUUCAAACCCCAGUCCCCACCCUGCCAAGCGCCGGCAUCAUGACCCACUGCACCAUCCAGCCAUUGACAAAAAAAGUCCUGUGGCAUCACCGAUAUGAACUAUGAAUGAUGCACCAGUGGAUAUCAGGAGUAUGUGAACGUCUCUUCCUGUUUACUUCCCUGACGACCUCCUCAACAUGUUUUGCAAGAGAGUACCACAAGCUACCCAGCAUGCCUUGCGGCGGGAGUAUAUGGGUGUAAUUUUGGCAUGGGUGAUGCGCGUAGACGUUUAUUUGUAUGCCCGCAUGGUGCAGUAGGUAGGUUACAUUGUGUGUGUUGACGUGUUGUGUUGUUUGGAUUGCUAGAGAUUGCAUCUGACUACUUCCUGUCCGACUCAAGCGUGCCACAGUAGCACGGCAAGUCAUGUUGCCAGCUACAGUAUUGUUGUUAAAGUCUUUUGUUUUUUUUUU
Molecule: messenger RNA, 6995 nt
Organism: Dunckerocampus dactyliophorus (ringed pipefish)
Lineage: Eukaryota; Metazoa; Chordata; Actinopteri; Syngnathiformes; Syngnathidae
Product: monoacylglycerol lipase ABHD2
Exons: 11
Coding region: 293-1588 (431 amino acids)
Biological process (GO): medium-chain fatty acid catabolic process; medium-chain fatty acid biosynthetic process; acylglycerol catabolic process
Cellular component (GO): sperm flagellum; sperm plasma membrane
Molecular function (GO): acetylesterase activity; monoacylglycerol lipase activity
Source: RefSeq, a predicted model, not a curated record